CUAUAUUUAAUCAUUAAAAUUUCUUUCGAUCCGGAGGAUACGUAGUUCUAAUCCUUUCUUAUCUUUUCAUGUGUGAAUACCAAAGGUGCGUCCGGAAGCAAAGUCCAAGGUCAUUGGGAAAUAUUUGUUAAUCUGUUCUCUUUCUAUCUCUGUGGAAACAUAAAGGUAAUUGCAUCAAACAUAAUCUGGUCCUUCGUGGGAAAAACGAUCAGCGAUGACUCUGCGAACGCUAAAGAAAGACAGACAGCGGGUGAAAAGUCAUCUCCUAAUACUCAAAAAAGAUAGUGUGGAUGUCCUGGAUGCACCAAACGUGAAAGCAAAGAUUCUACAAGUGAAAGACCUGAUUGGUGAGCUGAAGGCCAUAGACAAUGCAUUGGAAAUACUGAUGGACAAUCUUCCUCAAGAGGAAUCGGCAGAGAUUCAACAGAGGACAGACCAAUUGCUAGAGGAGCUUUAUGACUUUCAAAACACUCUCACCACCAGGUUGGCGACAAUUGAAUACGUGCCACCACCACAGACACCACAACUUGACACAACCUUGACCACAGAUCCAAACAACACAGACACAAAGACACAACAGCUCAUUGACCUACUGAUCGGACGAUGCAAAGAUGAUGACACGAAGGAUGUUAAGUACGUAGCACGCACCAAGCUCCCGGAGUUGGCUUUGCCGACAUUCUCGGGGGAUUACAAAGAUUGGCGCACAUUCUCCGACACAUUUCGUAGCACAAUUCACGAGAUCAGUACAAUUCCUCCAAUCCAAAAGUUCCAAUACUUGCGGAAUUGUCUCAAGGGGGACGCAGCGUACCUUUUGAACAACAUUGAGAUGACAGAAGCGAACUACCAGACAGCCUGGCAGGAGUUGGAGGACAAGUACAACAAGAAGAAUUUGAUUGCAAACAGCUACAUGAACACGUUCCUCUCACAGCCAAAGAUUGUUAAGGAAGACGCCAAGGAGGUCGCAAAGGUUUGUGCUCUCUUCAAAGAAUCCAUUGCGGGGCUCGAUAGGCUGGGCGAUGAGUGCAAGACACGUGAUUUGUGGCUGGUAAAUCUGAUGCUGAAAAAGAUGCACGAAGACACAGUGACUUUGUGGUCAAAAGAGCGGGAUUCACGGACAAUCCCCACAUUGAAUGAAUGGUUCUCCUUCUUGGAGAAACGAUGCGAUACACUACUGCAAGUACAAGAGGGUAAGACGACAUCCCUUCCGGACAAACCGCGUCAGAAGAACGAGGCAAAGGUUCAUCACAUGGACACCAAGCAGUGUGUAAUGUGCGAAGGCAACCACACGCUCGCGGAUUGCGGCAAAUUCAAACAGGCCUCGAUUUAUGACCGCCAAAAGCUGGCUUCAAACAAAAUGUUGUGUUUCAAUUGCUUGAAGCCCAAUCACAGUCAGAAAACUUGCUCCAGUAAGGGCAGAUGUCGCACAUGCGCAAGCAAGCAUCACACGUUGCUUCAUCGCGAUUCAGUUCAGGGUUCAAAUGCAGAUGCUUCUCCCCAUGGGACGUCACAGCACGAACAAGCACCUCAGCCGACGGAAGGCAACACACGGAACUCUGGAGCAGCAAGUGGCAACAAUCCUCAAAACGCGUUGAAUUUCAACCAUACACAAGGAAGAGGAACCACACUACUUCUCACAGCGAAAGUCUUUGUGCUCGACAAGAUGAAUCAGAAGAAAUUGUGCCGUGUCCUCCUGGACAGCGGCAGUGAUUGCACAUUCGUUUCAGAGAAAUGUGCCCAAAUUCUCGGUCUACCUCGAACGGAAGAUCGAAUUGUAGUGAAGGGCGCAGGUGAGACGAACGUCGGAUGGACAAAAGGACUACUUCGAAUGACACUAGCCUCGCGCCACAACGAGCAAUCAAUUCAAGUAGAAGCGCACAUUUUGCCAAAGCUGACAUCCAUCCUACCACCACACUCGAUUGAUACAAGCAAUUGGCCCCAUCUAGAGGGAUUGCUUCUAGCUGAUGAUGAGUAUGACAGUCCAGGUCACAUUGACAUUAUUCUGGGAGUGGAUGCAGUGAUGAGUGUCCAAAAGCCUGACAUGAUUAAAAGCAUCAACGGAGCGCCAGCAGCAAUGAACACGAUAUUUGGCUGGGUUCUAGGGGGUCGUAUCAGUCAGCAAGACAGUUAUGUCGUGACCACACGCCACAUGCAAUCCUCUACGGAUGAAAUUGUACAUAAAUUUUGGAAAACGGAAGAAGUUCCUACCCAAGCCGUCCUGUCACAAGAAGAGAAAUUUUGUGAGCAACAUUUCGUGGAUACACACAGCCGCACAGCUGACGGACGCUUCAGUGUACAACUGCCUUUCAAGGGCGAACGAGAGGUUCCGGGCUCUUCCUAUGAGCGCGCAAGGGCACGAUUUCUUAGAGUCGAGAAGGAAUUUGAGAAAGACAGGGAGUUCCAGGAACAAUACAUCAAUUUCAUGUUGGAAUACCUAGCCAUGGGGCAUAUGGUGCCUGUGCCGCAACAUGAGAUCUACAAGGAACCUGGACAGCAGUAUGUGAUUCCACACCAAGCAGUGCUUCGUCCUAGCAGCACCACUACAAAACUGCGCGUUGUUUUCGACGCUUCAUCGCUCACAUAUCCCGACAGAGUUUCAUUGAAUGAUAAAUUGGCGGUGGGCUCAACUGGACAGGACGACAUCUGGAGUAUACUCGCAAGGUUCAGGACGUAUGAAGUGGCUUUCACGUCGGACAUUGAAAAAAUGUAUCGACAAAUCUUGGUUGACAAACAGGACCAGGAUUUCCAAAGGAUAAUUUGGCGAAAUUCUCCGGAAGAACCAAUGAAAAUCUACAGGCUGACGACUGUCACCUACGGCACGGCAAGCGCGCCAUUUCACGCCACUCGGGUUCUCCGUGAGAUUUCCUAUCAGGCAAGGGAAUCGCAUCCUCAAGUAGCAACAGCCAUCGUCAAAGGCUUUUACAUGGAUGAUCUCGCUUAUGGAUGCUCUACAGAAGGCGAUGCUAUCAAACUACAGGAAGAUACACAAGAAGUUCUCAGCAACGCAGGAUUUCAUUUGCGCAAAUGGGUUUCGAAUUCUGAGGCAUUCAUGAGGAAAUUGGAUCCAGCAGUGUGUGCACUUUCUCCAGACGAAGUGUUUACAGAAGCAAAAUCAGUGUCUGUUCUUGGACUGCAAUGGUUUCCCGGUGCUGAUAAGCUGACUUUGGACAUUGAAACGCCAGCUUCGGUCACCACAAAGCGGGAGCUACUGUCAGAGUGUUCAAAAACUUACGACCCACUGGGUAUCAUUGGCCCGGUUACAGUGAUGUUCAAGAUACUGUUUCAAAAGCUGUGGCUGGCAAAAGGCGAUUGGAAUGAUGAGAUUCCAGAUGAGGUGAAACGAGAAUACGAGCAAAUUCGAAAGGAGUUUCAUUUGCUUAAAGAUUUUAGUGUUCCCCGAUAUCUUUCGUGCACGGGGGGGAGCGUCGAAAUUCAUGCAUUUUCGGACGCUUCUACAAAAGCAAUAGGCGCAGUGAUCUACGCGAGAGCUGUCACACCUGAUGGAAAGUACUUGACUCAAUUGGUGACGAGCAAGAGCCAAGUGGCACCUAUCAAAACGACGACAAUACCAAGACUGGAGUUGAAUGCAGCCCGCCUGCUGUCAAGACUAGUGGAAAAAUUGAAGGAGUCUUGGUCACAUCUGCAGUUGAACAUCUAUGCCUGGACUGAUUCUGCCAUUGUGUGGUAUUGGUUGCAGGGUGAUCCACAUCGCUGGAAACUUUAUGUUGCAAAUCGGACUUCUGAAAUCCUGGACGUGAUUCCUGCAAGUUCAUGGCGCCAUCUCAACAGUCAGGACAACCCAGCCGACUUGAUCUCACGAGGAGUUCUCCCAUCCACAUUGGUCGACAGUGACUUGUGGCGGCAUGGGCCCAGUUGGUUGAGGAGUGAUGACUCAGCGUGGCCAAAUACACUUCCUAGAGGAGUAACUGGAGAUUUGGAGGAGAAGCGUGAUGCAAAGAAAUUGUUGACUACUCAAAGCUGCAUUGAUGUAUUUGAGGCAAUCGGUGACUAUCACAAAAUGAUUCGAGUUGCUGCACUCGUCAAUCGUUUUAUCAGAAUCUGCAAAGGGGAUAAGGAUGCCAGGGGUCAAGGUGCACCCACAGUCAAAGAAUGUCACGAAACGGAGCGAUGGUUGAUUCAGAAAAUACAACAAGAGUCUUUUCCCGAUGAGUACAAAGCCUUAAAACGGAAUCAACAAGUGAAGUCUUCAAGUCGACUGAGCUCGAUGCUUCCAAUGCUGGAUGAGAAUCAACUGAUGCGAGCUACAGGGCGCAUUCGUCAUGCCAAUGUACCCACACAACAGAAGCAUCCUAUCAUUUUGCCUGGAAAUCAUCCAUUCACGCGCAAACUGAUUGUCUACUACCACGAGUUGAAUCUACAUGCAGGAAUGACGUUGACAAAGAGUGCGAUUCAGUCCAAGUACUGGCUCACAUCUGCUCAUAGCAGCAUCAAAAAGGUGAUCAACAGAUGCGUAAAGUGCUUCAAAGCAAAUCCGCGAAUUCAAUAUCCACAAAUGGCGGACCUACCUGCAUAUCGAGUACAAGAGAAGACAGCAUUUUAUAACACAGGGGUUGACAUGGCAGGACCCUUCAUGAUCAAAUCCUCCAAAUUGAGAAAGGCUCGUCGCACCAAGGGAUACAUUUGCCUAUUUGUGUGUAUGGUCACGAAGGCCAUCCACCUCGAACUCGUGAGCGAUUUGUCUACAGAGUCGUUCCUAGCGGCUCUUGGUCGCUUCACAAGCAGGCGCGGAUUUCCCGCAAACAUCUACUGUGACAAUGGAACAACAUUCGUUGGAGCUGCUUCCCAUCUUACUGGCGAAACAAAACGGCAAGCAGUAAAGAAGCAUCAAGAGAAGGUCACGCGAGAGAUGUCUCGUUUCAACGUACAAUUCCACUUCAUCCCACCUCAUGCACCCACGUUUGGAGGAUUGUGGGAACGAGGAGUUGGGUCAGUGAAAACACAUCUGAAGCGAGUUUUGGGAGAAACUUGCCUUACGUACGAAGAAUUUUACACCAUACUGGUUCAGGUUGAGGCUUGCCUAAACUCUAGGCCGUUGUGCGCCUUGUCCUCGGAUCCAGGUGAUUUUGAAGCUCUCACCCCUGGACAUUUCCUGGGACCAUUGCGAUCGGUAAAUCUUCUGCCCAGUCCAGACUACAGUGACGUGCCCAUGAAUCGACUGAGUCGGUUCGAAUUUCUCCAAAAAUGUAUACAGUCCAUUUGGCAUCGGUGGAAGGCAGAGUACCUCACCACAUUGCAGGCACGCCCCAAAUGGCAGAAGAUCUCACCAAACCUUGAAUUUGAAUUUUGA
Lutzomyia longipalpis is the source of this 5305-nucleotide messenger RNA. RefSeq lists its product as uncharacterized. Lineage: Eukaryota; Metazoa; Arthropoda; Insecta; Diptera; Psychodidae. The record is from RefSeq and is a predicted model, not a curated record. Gene Ontology annotation, molecular function: nucleic acid binding. Bases 215 to 5305 code for a protein of 1696 amino acids. Gene Ontology annotation, biological process: DNA integration. The transcript is spliced from 2 exons.